GGGAAAAAAGAGCGUUCCUAUCGUCGCGGGGGAAAAGAACGAUAGUGUUGCGCGGGCGCCCAAUGUCUCUAGAGGAGCCUAUUAGAAUCCAAAGAUUCAAAGAACUUCCCAGGGCCUCUGAUUUUGAGUCUCUUGUCGAAACAAGAAACGUUCCUGCUGUGUUUAGUGGAUGCACCAAGGGAUGGAGAGCGUUCUCCAAGUGGAAUCCUUCAAACGGAGGCCUUGACUACUUGCAGGAACGGGUAGGGUCCUUCAUGGUGGAGGCUAUGCUUUCUCGAUCUGCACCUAUCUUCUACGGUGAUAUUGGUAGCCAUGAAAGGGUUCCUAUAUUAUUUUCUACCUUCGUUGGCCUUUGCAAGAAACACAUACAAAAUAAAGAUGGAGGCCUUGAUGCUUGUUUUGGGCCUCUAAGACACGAUCCUGUGGGUUCCAAUACUGAACAUGGCUCUUUGCACUUGGAAGACGUUCCUGAACAGAUUUAUUUAGCUCAGGUGGCAAUCAUGAACAGUGAUCAUGAGGACAGGGUUCAAUUGGAAGCAUUGAGGGAAGACGUUCAGAUACCUCCGAUUUUGGAGGCAAAAGAGCUAUCUUCUAUCAAUCUGUGGAUGAACAAUGCUCAAGCUAGAUCUAGUACUCACUAUGAUCCGCACCAUAAUCUUCUGUGCAUAGUUUCUGGGCGCAAACAAGUUCUUUUAUGGCCUCCUUCAGCUAGUCCUUUACUAUACCCAAUGCCUGUAUACGGGGAGGCAUCUAACCACAGUUCUGUUGCUCUAGAAAACCCUGAUUACUCACUUUAUCCAAGGGCAAAAGGCUCAAUGAAGUUUGCACAGAAAGCUGUUCUUGAAGCAGGCGACGCACUUUUCAUCCCUGAAGGCUGGUUUCAUCAGGUAGACAGCGAUGAUUUGACUAUUGCUGUUAACAUUUGGUGGAGAUCCAAGUUAAUGUCUUGCAUGUUGGAACACAUGGAUACAUAUUAUUUGCGCAGAAUAUUGAGAAGAUUGAUAGACAAAGAAAUGGAUCAACUACUUGAAAAGUCUGGGAUGAGUAAAACCAAGGUAUGUGCAUACAAGCAACCUGAUAAUGGAAAACCAGAUCAUGGUGAUGAUAGUGAUACUCUGAUGUUAAAAGGGAUGAAGUUGAAAGGGAAAAGAUUUGAAGGCGAGAACAUGUUGCUUGAAUUAGAACCUGCCGCCGCCCAGGUGCUUCAUGAACUUGUUUCCUUGGUUCACAGCAACGUGAGUGUGGCUGAUCAGCAGCAGCAGUUGCUGCCGACUUCGAUAAAUGAUACUGAGCUUGGAGUGAGUGAUGAAUUUGAGAAGCUAGAGACUGCUAAUUUGAAGGAUGAUCCAGUGGCUAAAAUUCUUUGGGAUGUUGAGCCACAAACUCUCAGAAAUGCCUUUCUAGCUAUGGCACAAAACUUCCCAAGGACGUUAGAGGCUCUUGUGCUGCAUGUACUCUCACCUGUGGGAGCAGAAGUUCUUACUCGCAAGUUUGAUGAGAUGGAUCAACAAACUCUUGCAGAAGAUCGGAAUAGAUUUUAUGAAGCCUUUUACGGUGCUUUUGGUGACCAGUCCAUGGCAAUGAGUUCUAUUCUGAAAGGGAAGGAGUCAUUUGCUCAGCAGGCAUUCAAGAAUGUGUUGGAGAAACAUUUGGGAGUGAAUCCGGAAAGUUCAAAACCCGGGUUCAGAUGAGAUGCCUAGUGGUGUGAACUUUAUGGACUAAUUGGCCCACUGGGAAUCUUUAUAGAGCGAAUUGAUGCAUACUCGAAACUGAAGUUUUUUUUUUCUUUUCCAUUUUGGUACGUACUUUAAUUUGUCAGUCUUCCAACGUUCAACAGAUGAUGAUUACUAUUUUGAACGGUGUUGUAUAUGUCAGAUACAUACAAGCUAUCUUUUUGUUUUUUGUUUUUUUUGUUUCAAAACCAAUCUACAUAAUAACUAUCUGAUCAGUGUGUUUCGACACUCGAGCAACUUAAUACGUUGAAAUUAUGUUGGGCUGUUACAAUUACCC
Molecule: messenger RNA, 2010 nt
Organism: Neltuma alba
Lineage: Eukaryota; Viridiplantae; Streptophyta; Magnoliopsida; Fabales; Fabaceae
Product: jmjC domain-containing protein C
Exons: 15
Coding region: 63-1691 (542 amino acids)
Source: RefSeq, a predicted model, not a curated record